Molecule: messenger RNA, 1646 nt
Organism: Larimichthys crocea (large yellow croaker)
Lineage: Eukaryota; Metazoa; Chordata; Actinopteri; Sciaenidae
Product: jun dimerization protein 2
Exons: 5
Coding region: 238-729 (163 amino acids)
Biological process (GO): regulation of transcription by RNA polymerase II
Cellular component (GO): nucleus
Molecular function (GO): RNA polymerase II cis-regulatory region sequence-specific DNA binding; DNA-binding transcription factor activity, RNA polymerase II-specific
Source: RefSeq, a predicted model, not a curated record
GUAUGGAGGCAGCUCUUCCGCAUUCCUCACAGACAAGAGGAGUACUUAAACGGGCUGAUGCAACGACUUCAGCUAGUCCCAAAACCUACAUCCGACAACUAACACCCACACCAGCCUUUUAUUAUCACUGCGGAUUUUUUUUUUUUUUGGACGCACAACAGCGUCCAAACACAGUUGCAUCAUUGACAGGAGGCUACUGACAAGUUUUCUCUGACGGCGGUGGUGGCCGGGUCGGACAUGAUGCCGGGACAGAUACCUGACCCUUCGCUGGCGGCGGGCUCCCUGCCCAGCUUGGGCCCGCUGGCGGGCAUCUCGGCCACCACACUCACUGAUCAACUCAAGCUGGCUGACUUCCGUCAGCUGGGCACCAUGCUUUCCCCGCUGCAUUUCCUUGGGAGGCUUGGGAAGAGGCCGCUGGCCAUCAAGACAGAGAUGGAUGAAGAUGAGGAAAGAAGGAAACGGAGACGAGAGAAAAACAAGGUAGCCGCAGCGCGAUGCCGAAACAAAAAGAAGGAACGGACUGACUUCCUUCAAAGGGAAUCAGAGCGUCUGGAGAUGGUGAACUCCGAGCUGAAGGCCCAGAUCGAGGAGCUCCGCGUGGAGAGGCAGCAGCUAAUGGUGAUGCUCAAUCUCCACCGGCCCACCUGCAUCGUGAGGACCGACAGCGUCAAAACACCCGAGAGCGAGGCCAACCCUCUGCUAGAGCAGCUGUCCGCUGACUCCAAGUGAAACCAGGAAAAACCAGGGACGUGGAGUCCCUGAAGCCCAGACUAGCACCACCGUGGCGGCCAUUUAAAACGAAAACCUAACUGGCAAUACAUUUCUAAUCAAGCACUUGAGCUCCAAGCUGAAGACUUUUGGAGACUUUGCCCAAAGACCUGAGGUUGUAAGGCUUCCUUAGUACUGCUACAUGAGCUGGCUCUGUCCAUUGGAAGGCUGGAAAUACCCAGUUUCAUCUCUGCAUUAAGUGUUGUUGUUGACACCCACUGUGCCUAGUUGUUACUUCAACCAUCUCUACAUAAAAGGGACCAAUGGAAACAGUAGAGUACGACUGGAAACAACGCUGAGGAAACACACUAAUAUCAAUAUGGUGCUCUGUUACAAAAGCCCUGAGUAGAUUGUGUGGCAUUGUUUCGAAGCAGAGGCCCACAAAGGCUUUAUGUUCUGCAGUUUUCCUUUGUAUUCUAGCCGAAAUAUACAGGUGUAGAGUUUUUAGUAUCCAAUACUCAAUACAAGUACACCAAACGGAGUAGAGUUGUUGUUUUUUUAAUGUUGAUUUCUAUACCCUGCCUUGACGAUGGCAGUUACCGGUUGAUCCGAUUUGUGGUGACGCUGGCGUCAUGAAAAGCACAUAUACACAAAUGUUUACACCCAUGUUUUUUGGACUUGUCUGUCCAUUAUUGUACUUGUUUUAUACUGCUUUGUAUACAUAAACAUAUAUGAAAUGCUUGUUAAUCACUUGAUGUGAUUCAUCUUUUCAAUCUUUUCAGUCUGUGUCUGUCAUGUUGCGCUGUCAAACAGCUGUGAAAACAAGCAGAAAUCUUUUCACCCGAGCAGUAUUUCAAUGUCUGUUCUGGACCUGUAUCUGCUAUGUAUGACUCUGGUACCCCGAAUAGAUUAAAUUUUAUUUUCUAACUACAAGAAAA